Molecule: messenger RNA, 979 nt
Organism: Bradysia coprophila
Lineage: Eukaryota; Metazoa; Arthropoda; Insecta; Diptera; Sciaridae
Gene: Prosbeta2
Product: Proteasome beta2 subunit
Cellular component (GO): cytoplasm; proteasome core complex
Molecular function (GO): threonine-type endopeptidase activity
Source: RefSeq, a predicted model, not a curated record
GUAGUUGACUGUCAAAAAGUAACACAAACGAUUUUCAUUCCGGGAGUGAUUUGUUGUUUUUAUCAAUUUUUGUAUACUCGAUUCGCAUCAGUCCAUUUAUUUCCAAAAUGAAGAUCGACAUAGCUGCCGAAGGUCAAUCCAAGGGAUUUAGUUUUGAAAAUUGCCCACGCAAUUCGAUGCUCUUGAAAAAUGGAUUCAAAUGCCCAACAGCCGUUAAAACUGGUACGACCAUUUGUGGUAUUGUCUUUAAGGAUGGCGUAAUAUUGGGUGCCGAUACUCGGGCUACAUCAGGUCCAAUCGUUGCGUCAAAGAAUUGUGAGAAAAUCCAUUUCUUGGCCAAGAACAUGUACUGUUGUGGUGCUGGAACAGCCGCCGAUACUGAGAUGACAACAAGUAUGAUUUCAUCGCAACUUGAACUGCAUCGCUUAAACACGGGACGAGUAGUUCCGGUUAGAACUGCAAACACUUUGCUGAAGCAAAUGUUGUUCCGAUAUCAGGGACACAUUGGCGCUGCUUUGAUUGUCGGUGGUGUCGAUAACACCGGUCCGCAUGUCUACUGUAUCCAUCCACAUGGUUCCACUGAUGCGCUACCAUAUACUACUAUGGGUUCUGGCAGCUUGGCUGCAAUGGCGGUGUUUGAAUCGCGUUGGAAGGAGGAUAUGUCCGAAGAAGAAGGAAAGAAACUGGUUCGUGACGCCAUUGCUGCUGGUAUAUUCAAUGACUUGGGUUCCGGUUCAAAUGUCGAUCUGUGCGUCAUACGAAAGAAUUUCACGACCGAAUAUUUGCGCGGCUACGAAUAUGCCAAUGAGAAGGGAGUUCGUGAGCUCAACUACGACUUCGCCAAGGGUACAACCGCAGUCUUGAAGACAAACAUCAAAAAUUUUGAAAUUACUGAAACUGUUCGCCCUAUUGCCAGUGUUCCGAUGGAUACUGCAUAAGAAUUUGCUUUCUAAUAAAAAUGAAUUUGAAAUAAACGGAA